UAUUUCAAAAAUUCGAAGAUUAAAAUAACAUAAUUCAAGUUUAUAAUGAGUAAAAAAUAUAAGUACAAACAUAAAAACGAUUUUUAUCAAAGUAAACCAUCAACCUCUAAAAAUUUAAAAGAAGAAGAAACUAAUUUAAUGAAUUUUUCUUUCGCUAAAAAUAAAAAAUUAUUUAACGGUUUUUUGGAAAGCCCUCAAGCAAGAAUACUGGGAGACUAUGCAGAUUUUUGGCAAUUUAUUAGUAAAUACGAAUCCAUGUUAAAAGAUUCCGGACAACCAAUUUUACAAAGACCACAACAUUUUACAGAUGCUAGUUCCACUGAAUUCAAUAAAACACAAUUGAUUUGCUUUGACUUUGAUUUCGAUGAUGCAAUAUCUAAUUUCCGCAAAUACAGCUAUUCAUCAGACAGCAAAAAUUUAAGUUCUUAUCAAAUAGCACAAUUUUUUGAAAUGAUAUUAUUAUAUAUUGAUUUUAAACAAAAAGAAAAGUUUAACAAAUUAAAAAAAUUGAGAGAAGCUCAAAAAAAUUUACCAGUUUACCAGUAUAAAAACGAAAUUCAUGAUGCUAUCAAAAAAAAUCAAGUUAUAAUGAUUGCUGGAGAUACGGGAUGUGGAAAAUCAACACAAAUCCCGCAAUAUGUACGAAAUUUCGGUUAUAGAAAUAUAGCUUGUACACAACCUAGACGUUUGGCAUGUAUAUCUUUAUGUAAGCGUGUUGCAUAUGAAAUGCUACAAUCUUACAGCUCGGUUGUUGGUUAUCAAAUUCGUUUUGAGAAAACAAAAACAAUUAGAACUGAGAUAUCUUUUAUAACCGAGGGACUUUUAUUGCGGCAAUUUGGAUUAGAUUCCAAUUUGGAAAACUAUGAUGUUAUAAUUUUAGAUGAAAUACAUGAACGUAAUUUACAUGGCGAUUUUUUAUUAGGAAUUACAAAGUGCUUAUUAAAAGCAAGACCAAAUUUAAAGUUAAUUUUAAUGUCCGCAACAAUUAAUGUUCAAUUAUUCAAAAACUAUUUUGAAGAAGAAAAUAUUUUCUUAAUUCAAGUUCCUGGACGUUUAUAUCCUAUACAAUUAAUAUAUCAGCCACCAAAAGCUUUAGUAGAUAAAGAAAAAUUAAUAUCUAAAACCUACGAUAACAAAUAUAAUCCAGAUAUGAAUAAAACAAAAAAGAGAGAAGAAAAGUUUAAUGCAGAGCCAUAUGUCAAAAUUCUGAGUUAUAUCGACAAAAAAUAUCCAGCAACUGAACGUGGAGACGUUCUUAUUUUCGUUAGUGGAGUACAUGAAAUUGAUACUGUAAUUGAAGCUGCUAAGCAAUUUGAUGAAAAUGAUGGUAGAUGGACAUUUUUACCUCUUCAUAGUGGUUUAUCGCUUGAAGAUCAAGAUAAAGUUUUUGAAUUGCCUUGUGAAGGCAUUCGUAAAUGUGUUGUUUCAACAAAUAUUGCUGAAACGUCACUGACGCUAGCUGGUGUACGAUUUGUUAUAGACUCUGGCAAAGUUAAAGAAAUGAAUUAUGAUACGCAAUCCAAAACACAAAGUUUGAAAGAAUUCAAUAUUUCUAAAUCAUCAGCUGAUCAAAGAAAAGGUCGUGCUGGUAGAACUGCUCCAGGUGUAUGUUAUAGAUUGUAUUCAGAGGAGGACUAUGAACAAUUUGAUGAUUAUCCUAUACCAGAAAUUCGGAGAGUUCCUUUAGAAACCAUGCUUCUACAAAUGAUUUCAAUGGGAUUGCAAAAUGUUCGAAUAUUCCCUUUUAUUGAAGCUCCGCAUGAGAAAAGUAUUGAACAAUCCAUUUUGACGUUAAAACAGCACGAUGCCUUAACCAACAACGAAAAAAUAACUCAACUUGGUAAGGCGCUUUCAGCUUUACCAGUUGAACUGAUAAUUGGUAAGCUUAUUUUGAUGGGCUCAAUGAUAUACGAUUUGGAAAGAGUUAUAACAAUUGCUUCAAUAUUGAGUAUUCAAUCAAUAUUUACAAGCAGAGCAUUUACUGAUCAAAACUGUAAAGAAGCUAGAAAAAAUUUAGAAUCUUCACAAGGUGAUUUGUUUACAGCUUUAAAUUUUUAUCGAGAUUGGUUAGAACAAAAAUGUGAACGUAAAUCUAACACACGUCAAUUUUGCCGAAAAAUGGGAAUUGAAGAACAAAGACUUUACGAAAUCACUAAACUUCGUAAACAGUUUAAAUCUAUUUUGGAAAAUAGUGAACUAAUGCCAGUGUUAAAUAAACUGCAAACAGAGAAACCAAUGUCAAGUGCAGAGAGGGCUAUACGACACGGAGAAUUGCGAAUUUUAAAAUCAAUAAAACGUGCUAGCAAAUUUGAUUCUGUUGAAAUGGAAAAUAAUAAAAGACAUAAGAAGGAUUGCCAAUCAAAAGACGAUAUUAGAGAUGUAGACUUUCGACUUAAUCAAGACUUUAAUGAUCUUCAAUUAAUUAUCAAAUCAACACAAAUUCGAAGCGCAAAAGAUAUUUUAAUUUUAAAGUUAAUCGUCACAAGCGGUUUUUACCCAAAUUUGGCUAUCCCUGACGAAUUUAAUUAUUGUAAAUCUGAAAGUCAACAAUUUUUUCAUACUUGCUCUAAACCUUUUGUUAGUAUUCAUCCAAAUGCACAACUUUCUUAUCAUUUAGAUGUUCUAAAAUUAAUAGACUCAGAGAUAGUUACUCAAAAGCCAGCGUAUUACAUGCAUUGCAAAGCACCUUUAAGUUCCGCUCAUAAAAUUUUGUGCUAUCAAAGUCUUUUAGAAACAAGUAAAUCUUAUUUAAUUGCACCAUUUUACUUACCAGCUGCACCGACUUUAUUCCUUUUUUCUUAUUCAAUUGAUACAAAUAUGGCUAUAACUAAAGUAGUUUGCGAUUCAUGGUUAUGUAUAGAAUUUCCAACUCCUGGUGCAGGACAAACUUUAUUAGCAAAAUCGAUUGAUUUAAGAGAACGUUGGCUAAACGCUUUAAAUUCACGAUUAACAAGUAUGAGUUCCGUUAGUAAUAACAAUUCUAGCUGGAAUAAGCUAUUAGAUGAACUCAUAUACUUUAUGAAUUCCGAUAUUGUAUAUACCAUCAAACGAUUAUUACCAGCUGACAUAAAAAAUUUAUAUACAACGAUUGAAAUUGGACCAGAUGUUUUUAAUACAAAUCCAUUUUCUAAUGAAUAUCAAAUUACGGGAAACUCUGAAAAAGGUGGCCUCAAUGUUGCUGAACACGUAACUUUUGGUUGUAUUAAAGAAGAAAGUUGGACACUUGAAAUGGAUCGACAAUUAGAAGAUCAAUCUUGGUCGUGUGAAGAAUGUGAUGAAAACAUAUCGCUCUGUGGAAUUUUUAAAAUGGUUCACAAAAGAGAAUGUCAAAAAAAAAUCCGAUUAGAAAUUGUAAAAAAUAAUGCUUGAAUAAUUUUCACUGUAAGAAUUGGUAAUUCAAUAAUGAAAAUUUAAUUAAGUAUGAUUGAGUUACUUGGAUUGUAAUGAAAAAAAGUUUGGGAUACUUUAACAGCUUUUUCUUAUUUCAAGAAGGUCGGAAACUAUACGAACUACAAAAAUGUAGUUCUGCUAAUAAAGCCGCCUAUUUGCAAAAAACAUAAAAACUAAAACAUAUUAAAAUCAGAACAAAUAAGCAUAAAAUCUCAAAUUAAAAAUUAACAAAGAGCUGCAACACAGCAAAAAAAAUGGGCUGGAACUCAAUCAAAGUCGGAUUUUUGAAAUCUAAAGUUCUUGUAGAAACGUACUGUAUUUUAAUGUAUGCCGGUUCCAUAUUGAUUCCUCGGUUUUUAUUUUGAUUUUAAAUAUCAUUUGAUAUUUCUACUUGCACACCCCUUUUAAUAUUUAAAUGGUUCCCUUCUUUAUUUCAACAUUUCUCUAACGUUAAGAAAACUUUCCGUGUUCAAUAGCAGUGAUGUAUGAAAUGGAUAGAAUAUUUCAGUCACGUAAUAUGAUGCCGAAUAGAAUUGUUAUUCCAAAUUUUUUAAAUUCAAAUGAAAAUAUAUAAAAAUACAUUUGAACCAUGAAAUGGUAUCUAGAAUUUAUAAUUAUGUAUAUAAUGUAUAUAUUAGCUUUAAAAAUUAUAAAUUUUUGUAGUUAUUUAAAGUCUUCAUUACUUUAAGCCUUCAUUUUACUUCAUUGUAUAUUUAUUUUUCAACGCGGAUUACUGUCUAAAAUUUAGUAAAUU
Condylostylus longicornis is the source of this 4144-nucleotide messenger RNA. Its product is annotated as probable ATP-dependent RNA helicase DHX34. Gene Ontology annotation, molecular function: ATP binding; RNA binding. Gene Ontology annotation, biological process: nuclear-transcribed mRNA catabolic process, nonsense-mediated decay. Bases 46 to 3369 code for a protein of 1107 amino acids. The transcript is spliced from 3 exons. The record is from RefSeq and is a predicted model, not a curated record. Gene Ontology annotation, cellular component: intracellular anatomical structure. Lineage: Eukaryota; Metazoa; Arthropoda; Insecta; Diptera; Dolichopodidae.